AUGCAUGAGUCUGGAAGUUUUGCAGCAUCACGUUCUAGGCGUGAGAAGAAGUCUAGAAGAGGCCAGCAAGAAGCACUGGAACGUCUGAAAAAAGCCAAAGCCGGCGAAAAAAUAAAAUAUGAGGUUGAAGAGUUCACAGGUGUUUAUGAUGAAAUAGAUGAGGAAGAAUACUCCAAGAUGGUUAGAGAACGUCAGGAUGAUGACUGGAUUGUUGAUGAUGAUGGCAUAGGUUAUGUAGAAGAUGGAAGGGAAAUCUUUGAUGAAGAUCUGGAUGAUGAUGCUCUUGGUUCCAAUAAGAAAAGAAAAGGUGGCAAAACAUCCACAGUGGAUAAAAAGAACGUGAAAAAAUCUGUGGUGUCAAAGCCAAACACAAUUAAGUCUAUGUUUAUAGCCAGUGCUGGGAAGAAAAACACAGAUAAAACUGUGGACCUGUCAAAGGAUGAUUUACUAGGGGAUAUUCUUCAAGAUCUUAAUGCUGAAACUGUUCAGAUAAGUCCGCCACCAAUUAUAAUGCUGAAAAGGAAAAGAUCUGCUGGAGUACCACUGAAUCCUUUCUCUGUGCAGUCCCAAACUCCUAAGGUAAUAACCCCUAUAUCAAAGAAAGCUCCUCCUCAUCUCAGAAAAGAAGCUCUUCCUCCAGCUUUAUUUCGUCCUAAACAUCCCAAUUACAGAGCAAAAUCUGUCAUAGUCUCUGAAAAUGAGGAUACCAAGUAUGCGCAAAAAGCUACGGAAAAUGGGGGAAUAGUGAAGACAAUAGAAGAGAAAGCUAUUGAAGAUGAUGAUCAGGGAAUGAUGGAUUUUGAUGAGGAGGACUUUGAUGAACCUAUGGAAGCAGAGCAUGUGGAAACUAUACCUGAGACAGAAGAAAGCUUGAAGAGAGACAAGGAUAUUGAAAAGAAAGAGGCAGAGCAGCUGGAAUUAGAGAAGAAAGAGACAUCUGUCUUAAGUUGUUCUCUUCCAGAUAUCUCAUGUUGGGACAGAAUUGAUGAGGACGAAGCUGAUCUAGCAGUGGCAGAAGUUCAGCUGGACCCCGAUCUCCUUCCACUUGUGAAUGGGGAAAAUGAAGAUCAAGUCUUAAGGUUUUAUUGGCUGGAUGCUUACGAAGAUCAGUACAGUCAGCCAGGUGUGGUAUUUUUGUUUGGCAAAGUUUGGAUUGAAUCUGCAAACACCUAUGUCAGCUGUUGUGUGACAGUGAAAAAUAUUGAGAGAACUGUUUAUCUACUGCCACGUGAAACAGAAAUAGACUUAUCCACUGGCAAAGAGACGGAGACUCCAGUAACUAUAAUGAGUGUUUUCAAGGAAUUUAAUGACUGCAUUUCACCAAAGUAUAAGAUCAUGAAGUUCAAAUCCAAGAAAGUGGAAAAAUAUUAUGCUUUUGAGAUCCCGGAUGUUCCAGCAAAAUCUGAAUACUUAGAAGUUAAAUAUUCGGCUGAAUGCCCUCGGCUUCCCCAAGAUCUGAAAGGACAAACAUUUUCACAUGUAUUUGGAACUAACACCUCUAGCCUGGAACUUCUCUUGAUGAGUAGGAAGAUCAAAGGACCAUGCUGGCUGGAAAUAAAAAAUCCACAGCCUUCAAAUCAAUCAGUCAGCUGGUGCAAGGUGGAAGCUGUGGCCAUGAAGCCUGGCUUGGUGAACGUGGUGAAAGAUCUUUCUCCUCCUCCUCCUCUUGUGGUCAUGUCCCUCAGCAUGAAGACCGCUCAGAACCCAAAGACUCACCAGAAUGACAUUGUGGCUGUGGCAGCUCUGAUUCAUCAGAAAUUUCCUUUGGAUAAGGCUCCACCUCAGCCUCCUUUUCAGACACACUUCUGUGUUGUUUCCAAACCGAACGAUUGCAUUUUUCCUUAUGACUUCAAAGAAGCUAUUAAAAGGAAGAAUGCUAAAAUAGAAAUUGCUGCAACAGAGAGAACACUGCUGGGAUUUUUCCUUGCAAAGAUUCACAAAAUUGACCCAGAUGUUGUGGUGGGUCAUAAUAUUUAUGGAUUUGAUCUGGAAGUGCUGCUUCAAAGAAUUAAUGUGUGCAAAGUCCCUCACUGGUCCAAGAUAGGUCGACUGAGGAGGUCCAAUAUGCCAAAGCUUGGGGGUCGAGGAGGGUUUGCUGAAAGGAGUGCUGCCUGCGGUCGAAUGAUCUGUGAUGUAGAAAUUUCUGCUAAAGAAUUAAUUCGUUGCAAAAGUUACCAUUUGUCUGAACUGGUCCGUCAGAUUUUGAAAACAGAAAGGACAACAAUUCUACCAGAGGAAAUUCAAAAUAUGUACAGUGAUUCUCCUCACUUAAUGUUCAUGCUGGAAAACACCUGGACAGAUGCCAAGUUCAUUCUCCAGAUCAUGUGUGAGCUGAAUGUUCUGCCACUGGCCCUUCAAAUAACAAACAUCUCUGGGAAUGUCAUGUCGAGGACAAUGAUGGGUGGACGAUCUGAACGUAACGAGUUCUUGCUGCUUCAUGCAUUUCAUGAAAAAGACUACAUAGUGCCGGACAAACAAGUUUUUAAAAAGCCUCCGCAGAAGCUGGUGGAUGAAGAUGAAGAUUUUGAAGAUCAGAAUAAAUCAAAGAUAGGGAAAAAGAAAGCAGCAUAUGCUGGGGGCUUAGUCUUGGAUCCCAAAGUCGGUUUUUAUGACAAGUUUAUUUUGCUUCUCGACUUCAACAGCUUGUACCCAUCAAUUAUCCAGGAGUUUAACAUCUGCUUUACCACAGUGCAGCGACUGUCAUCAGAAGCACAGAAAAGGGCAGAG
Molecule: messenger RNA, 2727 nt
Organism: Fulmarus glacialis (Northern fulmar)
Lineage: Eukaryota; Metazoa; Chordata; Aves; Procellariiformes; Procellariidae
Gene: POLA1
Product: polymerase (DNA directed), alpha 1, catalytic subunit
Exons: 23
Biological process (GO): lagging strand elongation; leading strand elongation; mitotic DNA replication initiation
Cellular component (GO): alpha DNA polymerase:primase complex
Molecular function (GO): purine nucleotide binding; single-stranded DNA binding; chromatin binding
Source: RefSeq, a predicted model, not a curated record